Thecamonas trahens ATCC 50062 is the source of this 888-nucleotide messenger RNA. RefSeq lists its product as uncharacterized. The transcript is spliced from 2 exons. NCBI's taxonomy places the organism in Eukaryota, Apusomonadida, Apusomonadidae. The record is from RefSeq and is a predicted model, not a curated record. Bases 1 to 888 code for a protein of 295 amino acids. Gene Ontology annotation, molecular function: protein binding.
AUGCUCGACAAACUCCCUGCUGAGCUCGUCCACCGCAUUGCAUACGACGUGCUCAUCCUCAGCCCGCGCGACGUGGUCAACCUGGCGUGCGUGAACAAGAGCCUGACGACGGUGCUGCUCGGUGAUCGGUACUCGCGCGACCGGGCGCGGCGAUGGCGGGCGACACAGCUGGCGUUGCGGUGGUGUUCGGCUCGCGACGGGCUUGCGGCGUUGUGGGCUCUGCUCGUCCCACAGCGCGACGUGGUGGCUGACUCGCUGGAGUGGUCCGAGGCGGCGGCAACAGCCAUCAAAGCCUUUGCAGACAGCGAGGUGCUGAGUAAGGAUGAGCUGCUGGCGCGGGCGUGCAAGCGCGGACAUACGCUCGCGGUUGCCGCGCUCAUCAAGCACAGCGGCUACUCGCCCACCGACGACGAUUGUUUGGCGUUCCGGCUGGCGGCACAGUGUGGCCAUCUGGACAUUGUUGAGUUUCUGGCAGCUCAAGAGGGCGUCGAUGCCGGUGCGUAUAACAACUAUGCCGUCCGCUGGGCAGCCCGCUAUGGGCGUGUCGAUGUGGUCCGCUUUCUCCUCGCCCAUCCCGCUGUCGACCCGGCGGCAGACAACAACUGCGCCGUCCGCUGGGCCGGCAUGUGCGGUCAGAUCGCCACGCUUCGCCUGCUUCUUGCUGAUCCGCGGGUCGAUCCGACCGCCAACAACUCGGAGGCCCUGCGCAAGGCGGCGCACGUCGGCUGCGCAACCGCUGUCCGGCUCCUUCUCGACGACGGACGCUGCGAUCCACGAGCUGAAGACGACUACGCCCUCAAGUGGGCACUCAAGUACGGUCAUGCCACCAUUGUUGCCGCGCUGGAGGCUGUGGUCCCGCCAGAGGUGGUGGCGGCGAUUGCCGAGUAG